AUGGCGUCUGCGGGGGGCGGCUCCCUGGGCCUCCUGGCCUGGCUCCUGGUCCUUCAGGCACGGCUCGCUCAGGCCCCGGCGGGCUGGCGGACACCUGUCUCUUCCUCUCCUUCCCCCUCCUGGGGCGGCGGCGGCGAGGAGCCUGCGGCGGCUCAGGGGUCUCCGAAGGCCUCCGGGUCCUCGGCCUCCGGGUCCUCGGCCUCCGGGCCCUCGGCCUCCGGACCGUCUUUGUACGCCUUCACCCCAGUGUGUGGCAAUAGCUUCCUGAAAAUCUUGGGAGGAGCGGAUGCGCAGGAAGGGAGGUGGCCCUGGCAGGUGAGCUUGAGGAUCAACAACAGGCACGUCUGCGGAGGCUCGCUCAUCCUGGCGCAGUGGGUGCUGACCGCGGCCCACUGCAUUUUAAGCCGUUUCCAUUACAGUGUCAAGAUGGGAGAUGUCAGUGUCUAUACUAGAAACACAAGUCUGAUCAUUCCUGUGGAAAACAUCAUCGUCUACCCUGAAUUCAGAACAUUGAGAACUGUUCAAAAUGACCUUGCACUUCUCCACCUCCUCUACCCUGUGAAUUUUACUUCAAACAUCCAGCCUAUCUGCAUCCCUCAGCAAACUUUCCAGGUGGAAGCUGGGACCAGGUGCUGGGUGACUGGAUGGGGCAAACUAAAAGAAAGCGUGGAAUCUGUUCCAUCAGAAACUCUCCAGGAGGUGGAGCAAUACAUCAUCCUCUAUAAAAAAUGUAAUGAGAUGAUUCGGUCCUACAUGCCAUCGACUACGGAAUUAGUACUAGAAGGAAUGAUCUGUGGCUAUAAUCAAAAGGGAAAGGAUGCUUGUCAGGGAGAUUCUGGAGGCCCCAUGGUCUGUGAAUAUAAUGCCACAUGGAUCCAAGUGGGGAUUGUGAGCUGGGGUGUCGGCUGUGGUCGUGAAGGAAUACCUGGAGUUUACACAGCAACUAGUCCCUAUAGUAAGUGGAUGGUUGCAGUGGUGAACCAGGCUACCUCUUUGUAUUCAGUGGUGUUCCUCAUUUUACUCCUGUGCUUUGUGCAGCCACUGGGCAUCCUGGUGAUGCCAUGA
Otolemur garnettii (small-eared galago) is the source of this 1065-nucleotide messenger RNA. RefSeq names its product serine protease 42-like. Gene Ontology annotation, biological process: proteolysis. Gene Ontology annotation, molecular function: serine-type endopeptidase activity. The transcript has 5 exons. The coding region runs from base 1 to 1065 and encodes 354 amino acids. The record is from RefSeq and is a predicted model, not a curated record. NCBI's taxonomy places the organism in Eukaryota, Metazoa, Chordata, Mammalia, Primates, Galagidae.